AUGGCCCGAUUCCGGAGAUGUUCAUCAUCCCUUCUCUCUCUCUCUCUCCACCCCGUGCUUCUCAAGUUGGAAAUACUGUUCCAGAAGCGUAUCACUGACCAUAAAGAAUUUUUUUUUAAAAAAAAGGGAACUUGGCUAUCGCCAGGUAUUUCCAAAAAUACCAUUUUAUGUUAUAUUAUUCGGAUUAUAUCAAUUAAGCUUUGUCAUCUUUUUAAUUGUGUUUAUUUUUUGUUCGAUUGGAAACAGGUAAAGAUAUUGCCGAGUGAAAUUAAUGAAAUAGAUCCCCCAAUCAAACCAAUGCUUUCCAAUUCAUGCUGUCCAAAGGACAUGUCUCUAAAAAUGGCCUCCCUUACUUCAAAAUAUACUCUCUUUAGUACAGGACUGUUCGAUAAAACUUUGUCAAGAGCGAUUGUUCCUUCUAAAAAUCGAAUUUUUAGAUCUCUUAAAUAA
Phycomyces blakesleeanus NRRL 1555(-) is the source of this 450-nucleotide messenger RNA. RefSeq lists its product as hypothetical. The transcript is spliced from 4 exons. Lineage: Eukaryota; Fungi; Mucoromycota; Mucoromycetes; Mucorales; Phycomycetaceae. The record is from RefSeq and is a predicted model, not a curated record. The coding region runs from base 1 to 450 and encodes 149 amino acids.